Pseudonaja textilis is the source of this 4503-nucleotide messenger RNA. It is a transcript of the gene TRPM2, whose product is annotated as transient receptor potential cation channel subfamily M member 2. The record is from RefSeq and is a predicted model, not a curated record. Gene Ontology annotation, molecular function: ligand-gated calcium channel activity. NCBI's taxonomy places the organism in Eukaryota, Metazoa, Chordata, Lepidosauria, Squamata, Elapidae. Gene Ontology annotation, cellular component: plasma membrane. Gene Ontology annotation, biological process: release of sequestered calcium ion into cytosol.
AUGGCUGGGCCUGGUCUGCGAAUACCAACGGAGCUGAAUAAGAUCCACCAUGAUGAAGGCUAUCCUCUUGAUCCUGAGAGCUACUAUGAUAUCACCAUGGUUUCCAACUUCAGAAGAAGCAACAGCCCUUCCAAUAGAAGCAGGCGCAGGGCUCACUUCUCUCCCAGCAUAAAUGAAAAGGAAAAUCUCCGCUUAUGGAUCCCUGAAAACAUUCAGAAAAAAGAAUGUGUUUAUUUUAUUGAAAGGUCACAGUUGUCAGAUUCUGGGAAAGUGGCAUGUGAAUGUGGCUAUCUCAGGGAAGAGCACUUAGAGGAAGCCAUAAAACCUGUCAUGUUCCAAGGGAAGGAAUGGGACCCCAGAAGACACGUCCAGGAAAUGCCAACAGAUGCCUUUGGGGACAUUAGUUUUACAGGCUUGGGGCAAAAGGUUGGGAAGUAUGUGCGAGUCUCUUCCAGCACUUCUCCAAAAACACUUUACCAGUUGAUUACACAGUACUGGGGGCUUGAUAUACCCAACCUCUUAAUAUCAGUGACAGGAGGAGCUAAAAAUUUCAGUAUGAAGAUGAGACUGAAGAAUAUAUUCCGUCAGGGGCUUGCCAAAGUGGUAGAAACAGCAGGUGCCUGGAUCAUCACAGGUGGUUCUCACACUGGUGUGAUGAAGCAUGUAGGGGAAGCACUACAGGAUUUUAUUAUGAGCAGUACCUACAAAGGCGAUAUUGUUGCUAUUGGCAUUGCAUCUUGGGGGACAGUACACAACCGUAACAGUCUCAUCUGCCGCACGGGUAGCUUCCCUGCAGAAUAUAUUUUAGAUGAGGAAACUCAAGGAAGUCUUUCUUGCCUGGAUAGCAAUCAUUCACACUUCAUUCUGGUGGAUGAUGGAACACACGGGAAAUAUGGGGUGGAGAUUCCUUUGAGGAGCAAACUUGAGAAAUACAUUUCAGAGCAAACUAAGGUGAAAGGAGGAGUUGCCAUUAAAAUACCUAUUGUCUGUGUAGUGCUGGAGGGUGGCCCUGGGACUCUUGAUACAAUUUAUAAUGCAAUCAAUAAUGGCACGCCAUGUGUGAUUGUGGAAGGCUCUGGUCGAAUAGCCGAUGUCAUUGCUCAAGUGUCUAAUCUUCCCAGCCACAAAAUAAACAUUUGCCUAAUUCAGAAAAAAUUGAGUAUAUUUUUCAAGGACAGCUAUGAAUUGUUCACAGAGAACAAGAUCGUGGAAUGGACUAAAAAGAUCCAAGAUAUUGUACGAAACAAGCAGCUCCUGACCAUCUUCAGGGAAGGCAAGGAUGGACAGCAAGAUAUUGAUGUGGCCAUUUUGCAAGCAAUGCUCAAAGCCUCCCGGUGCCAUGAUCACUUUGGCCAUGAAAACUGGGAUUACCAGCUGAAGCUUGCAGUGGCAUGGAACAGAGUGGAUAUUGCCAGGAGUGAGAUUUUCACCGAAGAUCAUGAAUGGAAGCCUUUUGAUCUACAUCCAAUGAUGGCAGCUGCCCUCAUAGCAAACAAACCAGAGUUUGUGAAGCUGUUUUUGGAGCAAGGCAUACAGUUGAAGGAAUUUGUUACAUGGGAUACUUUACUCUAUCUCUAUGAAAACAUGGCACCCUCCAGUGUCUUCCAUGGGAAGCUGCAGAAAGUGUUGCUGGAAGAGAAGGAGCGUGCUGCCAUCUCCAAAAUGCCAAGGAUCCAGCUGCAUCAUGUAUCCCAGGUGCUGAGAGAACUGCUGGGAGAUUUCACACAACAUCUGUAUCCAAAGCUGAAGAACACUGAGAAACAUCAUCUCCCUAUUCCUGUGCCCCAGAACAAGGUGCAAGGAGUACAUGUUCAAGCAUUCUAUAAGCGUUCCGCUGCUCAGGCACCAUUCAGCAUGGAUCCUGUGCGGGAUUUACUUAUAUGGGCAAUUGUUCAAAACCGCAAGGAGUUGGCUGAUAUAAUUUGGACUCAGAGUCGAGAUUGCAUUGCAGCAGCAUUAGCCUGCAGCAAUAUGCUGAAGGAACUAUCUAAGGAGGAAAAUGACACUGACAGUUGUGAGGAAAUGCUAACCCUGGCAGAGAAGUAUGAGCAUCGAGCUGUAGGUGUUUUUACAGAAUGUUAUCGGAAGGAUGAAGAAAGAGCUCAGCAUCUCCUGAUCCGGAUAUCUGAUGCCUGGGGAAAGACCACAUGCCUCCAGUUAGCUUUGGAAGGCAAAAAUAUGAAGUUUGUUUCUCAUGGGGGUGUUCAGGCCUUCUUAACCAGAGUUUGGUGGGGAAAGCUGAGUGUCGAUAAUGGGAUAUGUCAGGUCAUCCUGUGCAUGCUCUUCUUCCCUCUUCUCUAUACAGGCCUCAUAAUUUUCAGAAAAAAGAGGAUCCAGCCAACUACUGGUUUAAACCGUUUCCGAGCUUUCUUCACUGCCCCUGUGGUCAUCUUCCACCUCAACAUCCUUUCCUACUUCAGUUUUCUCUGCCUAUUUGCUUUUGUGUUGAUGACAGAUUUCCAGUCAACCCCAUCUUGGCCGGAAUAUGUCAUCUAUUUCUGGCUUUUCUCCUUAGUGUGUGAAGAGGCCCGGCAGCUUUUUUGUGAUCCUGAUGGGUUUGGCUUGGUCAAAAUGGCUUCUUUAUAUUUCAGUGAUUUCUGGAAUAAAUUGGAUGCAUGUGCCAUUUUGAUCUUUAUAGUUGGAUUGGUCUGUAGAUGGUUCCCAGAAACUUUGUACCCUGGAAGAAUUGUACUAUCCCUAGCUUUCAUUAUUUUUUGUCUGCGUCUAUUGCACAUAUUCACAAUCAGUAAAACUCUUGGUCCCAAGAUUAUUAUAGUGAAGAGAAUGAUGAAGGAUGUCUUCUUUUUCCUUUUCCUCUUGGCUGUUUGGAUAGUAUCCUUUGGAGUAGCCAAACAAGCUAUCCUAAUCCACAAUGAGAAACGGGUAGACUGGAUCUUCCGAGGUGUUUUUUACCAUUCAUACUUGACAUUAUUUGGACAGAUCCCCUCCUAUGUUGAUGGGGUGAAUUUCAACUUUGAUCAGUGCAGCCCAAAUGGGACUGAUCCAUACAAGCCUAAAUGUCCAGAGAGCAGUGAAGCCAACAAGAAGCCCAUUUUUCCUGAGUGGCUGACAGUAAUUUUGCUUUGCCUAUACCUACUCUUCACCAACAUUCUCCUUCUCAAUCUCCUCAUUGCUAUGUUCAAUUACACAUUCCAGCAGGUGCAGGAGCACACUGACCAAAUCUGGAAAUUUCAGCGUCAUGACCUGAUUGAAGAGUAUAAUGGCAGGCCACCAGCUCCACCACCUUUUAUCCUCCUAAACCACCUACAGAUAUUUGUCAAGUGUGUGUUUCUUCAGAAGCCAACCACACGGCACAAGCAGCUCAAAAAGAAAUUUGAGAAGAAUGAAGAGGCAGCUUUAUUGUCCUGGGAGAUGUACCUGAAGGAAAAUUAUUUGCAACUCCAACAGUCUCAACAAAAGCACACUCCUGAGCAGAAAAUCCAGCACAUCACAGACAGAGUGGAUAAACUAACAGAAAUGCUGGAUCUUGAUCAGGAGAAAACGAUGAAGCUAUUGGAACAAAGGUUGUUACACUUGGAAGAACAGACAUUCCAAUUUGCAAAGGGAUUACAAUGGAUUGUUCAAUCGUUGUCUAACAGUGGGUUUGGUACAGAGGAAGAUAUUCCUGUUUUAGUCCCUAGCAGGGCUGCUGAAACAAAGGAGCAGCAAGCAGAGGAAGUCUCGGAAUCUUUAUUCAUCCUGUCCCAUGUGAGUUCUAGGAACCUCCUAUAUCCCAAGUCUACUACCAUUCGCUUCCCUGUGCCGGAUGAGAAGGUGCCAUGGGAGACAGAGUUCGAUAUCUAUAAUCCGCCCUUCUAUAGUCCUGAAACACAAGAGGAUAUCACACCAAAGUUCCUGAGAGACAAUUUGGAAAACCUUUCAAGAAUAAACUUCAACAGCCUGGAUGGAGAGAUCAACAGGCAGAGUUUCCAUGGCACUUAUACUGUUGAGGGUGGCCUGCCACUAAAUCCCAUGGGCAGGACAGGCUUGAGGGGCCAAGGAAUCCUUAGGUUCUUUGGACCCAAUCAUGCCUUGCAUUCAGUUGUGACACGUUGGCGAAGGAAUGUUGAUGGAUCCAUUUAUAGAAAAAACUUGAAGAAAAUGCUGGAAGUUUUAGUGGUCAAUUUCCCUUUCUUGGAUAAUUGGGUUUUACUUGGGGGAUCUCUAGAACCUGGGGAAGCAUUGCCACAAAAAAUAAAACAGGUCCUGAGACGAGAGUUCUGGCCACAAUUUCAGAAAUUGCUGAAUCAAGGAACAGAGAUAUAUAAAGGGUACAUAGAUGAUCCAAGGAAUACAGACAAUGCUUGGAUAGAGACAGUAGCCAUCAGUGUACAUUUUGAAGAUCAGAAUGAUGUCGAAAUGAAGCGUCUGAACUCAUUUCUCCAGGGUUGUGACUUUGAAGUGAUGGUGCGAUGGCAGGUGGUGGACAAGAAGAUCCCCCUUUAUGUCAAUCACAAAGAACUUCUGAGGAAAGCAACUGUCCUUUUGGGAGCAUAUUUCUAA